Molecule: messenger RNA, 537 nt
Organism: Colletotrichum acutatum
Lineage: Eukaryota; Fungi; Ascomycota; Sordariomycetes; Glomerellales; Glomerellaceae
Exons: 2
Coding region: 1-537 (178 amino acids)
Source: RefSeq, a predicted model, not a curated record
AUGAGCUUCAAAACAGCCAUCGUCGUUCUCGCCACCCUCGCCGUCCGGGCCCUCACGGCUCCGACCGAGCCGGCCCAGCCCCCAAACCUGGAAGACUGGACCCUCCUGAACUUCCGACGCACCUGCGCCGCGGACCAGAGCCGGUGCAGCUACGCCUUCCUCAUCUCCGAAGAUGUGGCCAAGGUGCCCAAGUACUGCAACUUUGACAUUGACGCCGCCGGCGGGCUCCCCGCGUACCAAACUGACUUCUCGUCUCUCAAGUGCCCCGGCGUGCCCGAGUACACCAUAAACGGCGGCUGGGACGAGCAAGGCUUCAUCACGCUGACGGUCAUCAACGAUCUGAGAAAGCUCCUGUCCUUCUUCGCUUUCAGGGACGACGAGCUGUGGGCUGGCGAGGCGGCGACGCCGCAGCAGUCCAAGGUCUUUGAUUACCCGUUCUCGGCCAAGCGAGAGGUCAUGGCCAGUCAGGAAGAGAUGAGAGAGAUCGUGGAGGAAGUUCGUGCUAGGGAAAACAUCUUAUUCCAUCUUAUUCAGUAG